UAGCAGUGCUCUCCGUGUGGCGAGUAGGGAGAGGAUGCGUCGUAACUGUCAGUUGAGCGUGCCACGUGAUUAUACUGUCUACAAGUGUAGGUAUUCUGCAACAGGACUGCGGUCCUCUUUAGUUGCCAAGAAUCUGCUGACGGAAGUGUAUGCAGCCACCGACGCCCUCCUUAAUCAGAUACGCUAGUUGUCACAUAGCGUGUUGUCAUGAUUCACAAAGGCAUCGUGCAAGGGAAACAACGGAGACGACGUCACAGACAGAGAAGUCACAAUAUGACUGAAUUCCAGCCUCCAUCACUACUGAACAGCAAGAAGGAUAUUACUAAUGGAGUGGUUGUGUCAAGCCAACAGCCAACUCUUCUAUCAUCACUGAGGAGUGUACUUUUUGUCAUUAGUUCUGCUCUCAUCGGUUUUGCCGCUUUUAGAAACACUCUAACAUGGCAUCUGCAGAGGUUCUGGGGAGCAUCUGGUGAUUUCUGGCAAUCACUUUGGGAUCGUCUACUAGAUGUAACAGGCGAGAACCCAGCAACAUUUUGGGUGUAUGGUACAACAGCACUAACAAUUGUUGUCUACUGGACAUUUGGGGGAAUAUACACAAUAUUAGAUAUUACCAACAAACCAUCUGUCAUCCGCAGGUAUAAGAUUCAACCUGGGACAAAUGAGCCAGUGGACACAAAACGUUUAAUGAAAGUGAUAGGCUGGGUCGUCUUUAACCAAGUUGUUGUGGGUCUGCCGACAGCGUUCCUCAGCUACUUGCUAAUGCAGUGGAGAGGCUUUCCGUCAUUACGAGAACUGCCUACUUUUCAUUGGGUUCUAGCUGAAAUGGCAGUUCAUAUCCUCAUGGAAGAAGUUGGAUUCUACUAUUCUCAUAGGUUGUUGCAUAGCCGUCAGCUUUAUCGCCACAUCCACAAGAGGCAUCAUGAAUGGACAGCUCCAGUUGCUGUGACAGCAAUUUAUUGUCACCCGGUGGAGCAUAUUUUUUCAAAUUUGUUACCACCUUUCUUAGGUGUUUUUAUUAUGGGGUCACAUGUUGCAACAGCCUGGCUGUGGUUUUCACUUGCUAUACUAUCAACAUUGAAUGCUCAUUCAGGCUACCAUUUGCCUUUCUUCCCAUCACCAGAAGCGCAUGAUUUUCAUCAUCUUAAGUUCAACCAGUGUUUUGGUGUUUUGGGAGUCCUGGAUCGCUUGCAUGGUACAGACACCGUGUUUCGUAGUACACGGGCUUAUGCACGGCAUAUAAUGAUGCUUAGCCUCAUACCAGCACGGGAAGCAUUUCCAGAUGAAACCAAAUGCAAACCAAAAUUUGUGCAGUGUCUUACAUCAGGGAAGCUGAAGCAAGAUGGCUGCAAAACAGAUAUUGAAAGAAAGAAGUAUACAAAUAUUUAAUUUCCAGAAUAUUUAUGUUGUUAACAUUUCUUUCUGUAUUACAGUGUGAGAAAGCUUUCAUUGUAAUUUUUAUAUACAAAAACUGUAUUUUGUUAUAUGCAAUGAUCUGUAAGUAACCAGUCUGUCCACAGUGCUUAUGUUUCCUGUAAUAUUAAAUAUGUGUAUAAAGAAUUCUGAUCAAUACAGCUAUGUUGACAUACAAGUUGAGUAUGUCUUAUAUGGAGUAUUUUCUAAUUUGAUUGUUUUUAAUUUAUUUCAUAUUAUGUCAGCAGAUGUUUAAUAGUCUUUAGGGGUCACACAAUGCAAUAAUAAAGAUAACAUUUGUAAAACAUUUGUCUCUGUUCCUGAAUUUAAUUUUCUAUCAAAAAUCUGUGUGAUAUGAAUAAUAAACUUAAAAUGUAAAGAGAUGAUUGAAGAACUUGAAAAGAAAUUGGAGGCAAAUUAUGUAACAGGUUGCAACCUUAUAAAAUCUGUUUGGGUGCUGUGAAAGUAUUAGAAUAAUUAUCUUUUCACUCUCUGAAGCGAUUGGGUGCAGUGAUUUACUUUGUUGUAAGAUCUCAACACAGUUUUUGUUAUUUUGUAAUACUGUAUGCUUAAUCUUAUGACCUAAUUGUAGGCCCUAAAUUUCUAUUAUUUAAUGUGUUCCUGCAUAUUCUGCAACAUACACAAGCCACAAUGUCAUCAAAUUUACAAAAAUGAGAAGAUUAAGCUUGUUUGAAACAAUUACAUUUCCUGUGGAUUGUGUUGAAUCCUUUGCUAACACUUUUUUUCUCUGUGGGAAAAAAUGGGUAAUCACUAUUUGAGCAAUAAAAUCGUUCAUACAGUUAAUUUUCUGAGUGACAAUCUCCAUAAAUUUAGAAGUUUAAGCCAUUUCCAUGCUGAAGAAGAAUGUUAAGUAUUACUCACCUUCAAUAUGAUCCACUACCAAGAACUGCAGAAACCAUAUGUUGGUAUUUGUUAUUGGAUUUGUUAACUGCCUGUUGAAAUGAUAAUAUUUAAAGUAUUUCAUUAAUAAAUGUCCUUCGUGAAGCUUUUUUUUACUCUCCAAGUAUUAUGUUCAAACAAAACCAAAUUGUAAUUUACGCUGUGAAACAUAUUCUUGUGAUAUUUCUGUAAUUUUUUACCAUGUAUGCAGAUUUUAAGAAUAAAUUAUUGUAUG
This is a messenger RNA of Schistocerca americana (American grasshopper), 2545 nucleotides long. Its product is annotated as fatty acid hydroxylase domain-containing protein 2. The coding region runs from base 208 to 1386 and encodes 392 amino acids. Gene Ontology annotation, molecular function: iron ion binding; C-4 methylsterol oxidase activity. The transcript has 8 exons. Lineage: Eukaryota; Metazoa; Arthropoda; Insecta; Orthoptera; Acrididae. Gene Ontology annotation, biological process: sterol biosynthetic process. The record is from RefSeq and is a predicted model, not a curated record.